UAAUGAAAACAACAACCCUCAUUUUUGUAGUGCUUCACAGUUUACAAAGCACAAAGGACUCUGUGACAAGGGUAGGAAAGGAAUUAUUUUACUAACGAUGGGGGAAGAACCUGCGGGUCCCAAGGUAUUCAGAGGUCACAGGGAGGGAGCCAAGAUAGGCAGCCACAUCUCUGGCCUCCAGCCCCACCCUAGGCCAGGCAGGAACCAGUGUGGAGCUGGGGCUGGGGCUGGUGGUCUCUCUGCUCCAGUAUUCUGGCUUGUUUCCUUGUGGCACCAGGGUCCCGGGCGGCUUGCACAGGCUGGGUUCCCUCCAGGCAUUAGCCCUGAAGCUCUGUACCUGCGUACUCUGGCUCUGGGGUCUGGCUCCUUGGACUUCGUGAGCUACCAUAUGGAGCUCCCAGGUCAAAGGUCAACGUGGGCUUUGGCUGGCCGCGGGUGGGGGUGAAGACGGGGGGGGGCGGGGGGGCCUGGACCCGUGAGGUCGGUGCUAGGGGACACAGCACGAAGAGACCCAACGAGGAGAGGCUGCCCUUCCCCUCUCCGCCUGUCUUCCACUUUGCCUCAACUGCCCCUCUGACGCUGCCUUUCUCUUUUCCCCUUCUUCGUCCUAGCCCAGUGUUGGCGCAUCUGACUCACUCAAAAUGGCAGCCCGAGGCUAGUACUCCUGUCACGCCACACCCAAGGUGGCGGGUCCCGCUCUUCCGGUCUGUGGCGCUUCCGGUUCCGGUGUAUCUCUUCUUUACCUCACGGCGCAGACAUGGCUGACGGGCCGGUUGCUCAGUUGCUUUUGCAGCGGCUGGAGGGCGGCGAUGGAGGCCUGGACAGCCUGGAGCUGGCAAGCGCGCUGGGCCUGGAGCACCAGGUCGUAGUGGGCGCCGUCAAAAGCCUGCAGGCGCUGGGGGAGGUCAUUGAAGCUGAACUCCGUUCUACCCAACGAUGGGAGCUUACACCUGAGGGCCAGGAAACAGCCCAGGAUGGCAGCCAUGAGGCCAGAGUCUUUCACAGCCUGCCUCCUGAGGGUCUGGUGCAGAGUGAACUCAUGAAACUGCCCAGUGGGAAGGUGGGCUUCAGCAAGGCCAUGUCCAACAAGUGGAUCCGUGUAGACAAAAAUGUGCCUGGUGGGCCCCGGGUGUUCCGUGCUGUGGACAGUGUGGAGGACUUGGUGCAGGCAAAACUGCAGCUGGUGCAGGAUGGGGAAGCCGAGCGUCUGAGUGAAAAGGAGAGGAACGAACUGAAGAAGAGAAAGCUGCUGUCCGAAGUGACCCUGAAGACCUACUGGGUGAGCAAGGGGAGCGCCUUUAGCACCAGCAUCUCCAAGCAGGAGGCUGAACUCAGCCCUGAGAUGAUCUCCAGUGGCUCCUGGCGGGAUGUGAAAUUCAAAGCAUACAACUUUUCAGCAAAAGGUGUCAUACCAGAAGGGGGCCACCUGCACCCGCUGAUGAAAGUUCGCACACAGUUCCGGCAGAUCUUCCUGGAGAUGGGCUUCACAGAAAUGCCAACUGACAACUUCAUCGAGAGCUCCUUCUGGAACUUUGACGCCCUUUUCCAGCCCCAGCAGCACCCAGCCCGAGACCAGCACGACACCUUCUUCCUCAAGGACCCAGCAGAGGCCCUGGAUUUUCCCAUGGAUUAUCUGCAGCGUGUGAAGCUGACUCACUCUCAGGGUGGCUACGGCUCUCAGGGCUACAAAUAUGACUGGAAGCUGGAGGAGGCCCGGAAAAACCUUCUACGGACACACACUACAGCUGCCAGCGCCCGGGCGCUCUAUCGCCUUGCCCAGCAGAAGCCCUUCUCCCCAGCCAAGUACUUCUCCAUUGACCGGGUUUUCCGUAAUGAGACGUUGGAUGCCACCCAUCUGGCUGAGUUCCACCAGAUUGAGGGUGUAGUAGCUGACUAUGGCCUCACCCUGGGCCACCUUAUGGGCAUCCUCAAAGAGUUCUUUACCAAACUUGGCAUUACAAACGUGCGCUUCAAGCCAGCCUACAACCCCUACACUGAGCCCAGCAUGGAGAUCUUCAGCUACCAUCAAGGUUUGAAGAAGUGGGUGGAGGUGGGGAACUCAGGGGUCUUCCGGCCAGAGAUGCUGCUGCCCAUGGGGCUGCCUGAGGGCGUGUCUGUCAUUGCCUGGGGCCUCUCCCUGGAGAGACCCACUAUGAUCAAAUAUGGCAUCAGUAAUAUCCGAGAAUUGGUGGGACACAAAGUGAACCUGCAGAUGGUGUAUGACAGCCCGUUGUGCCGCCUGGACACCUAGUCUUUGCCCACUCACAAACUGGAUCCCCCUACCCCAUGUGUUCAUGUAGUGCUCAUUCAGUCUCUGUUUGGAGACCUGCAUCUGGACCUUGGGCCCCUCCGACUUCCCUGGGUAUCUGGAGCCAACCUGGGCCAUGCCUUGGACUGUCAUCUCCUUUCACUACCCAGACACCUAAAUAUGUGGAACUCCGCCUGCCCAACACUCCCCUACAUAUUUAUCUUCUGAAAAUUCAAGCCUAGACUUUCCACCUCCUCAUCCUGGUUUACUUCCCA
Phascolarctos cinereus (koala) is the source of this 2523-nucleotide messenger RNA. RefSeq names its product phenylalanyl-tRNA synthetase subunit alpha (gene FARSA). Gene Ontology annotation, cellular component: phenylalanine-tRNA ligase complex; cytoplasm; cytosol. Gene Ontology annotation, biological process: phenylalanyl-tRNA aminoacylation. NCBI's taxonomy places the organism in Eukaryota, Metazoa, Chordata, Mammalia, Diprotodontia, Phascolarctidae. The record is from RefSeq and is a predicted model, not a curated record. Gene Ontology annotation, molecular function: ATP binding; phenylalanine-tRNA ligase activity; tRNA binding.